Molecule: messenger RNA, 1132 nt
Organism: Hibiscus syriacus
Lineage: Eukaryota; Viridiplantae; Streptophyta; Magnoliopsida; Malvales; Malvaceae
Product: 1-aminocyclopropane-1-carboxylate oxidase homolog 1-like
Exons: 2
Coding region: 18-1130 (370 amino acids)
Source: RefSeq, a predicted model, not a curated record
UUUUAAGGCAAAAGAAAAUGGCUGUCACAGCAAAUACAGCACCAACUGAGUCCAACUAUGACCGAAAAAGUGAGUUAUUGGCUAUCGACGGAUCAAAAUCCGGCAUUAAAGGACUCGUUGAUGCCGGCUUAGCUAAGCUCCCUCAAGUUUUUGUACAUGAUUACUUGAAUCUUCAGAUUAAAUCGGGGCCUCCACCCGUUGAUGUGAAGAUCCCAGUUAUUGAUUUCGCAGGUGUCAACACCAACUCCACUCGACGUGCGGUGAUAAUUGACGAAAUCCGAAGUGCUUGUGAGAAAUGGGGAUUCUUCCAGCUUGUUAAUCACGGAAUCCCUGCUACCACCCUGGAAGAGAUGAUCACCGGGAUCUGUCGGUUCAACGAGCAGGAUCCCGAAGCCAAAGAAAAGCUUUAUUCUAGAGAAGAAUCGAAGAAGGUCACAUUCAACACUAAAAUCGACAUGUCCCGAGCUUUGGCUGCCUAUUGGAGGGAUACCCUCACUUGUGUUAUGGCCCCUAAUCCCCCUGCACCCGAAGAAAUCCCUGAAGCCUGCAGGUACAUAUUGCUAGACUACACAAACAAUGUAAUGAACUUGGGGCAUACCCUAUUCGAAUUGUUAUCCGAAUCACUCGGUCUAAAUCCGAACCACCUCAAGGACAUUGGUUGUACUGAGGGACUCUACGUAAUGGGUCAUUACUCACCGGCAUGCCCUGAACCCGAACUCACAAUGGGGACCGGCAUCCAUACAGAUAGUGGCUUCCUCACUGUGCUUCUCCAAGACCAAAUCGGUGGCCUCCAAGUCCUACACGAUGAUCAAUGGAUCGAUGUUACUCCGAUCCCGGGAGCUCUUAUAAUAAACCUCGGAGAUCUGCUACAACUGAUUACAAAUGCCAAGUAUAUAAGCGUGUAUCAUAGAGUGUUGGCGAGAGACGUCGGGCCGAGGAUAUCAAUCGCUAGCUUUUUCCGAACAUAUAUUCAACCGGAAAACGCAUCGAGAGUGUACGGACCGAUUAAGGAAUUGCUGUCGGAAGAUAAGCCGCCGAUUUACAAGGAAACAAACGAGGUCGAUUAUUUCAAAUUCAAGCAUGUUAAAGGUGUGGAAGGGACCUCUGCUCUUGCACAUUUCAAGCUUUGAAU